AUGAAAGCAGAUACCGAAUCUACUCAAACUUUAUAUAAUAAAGCAUUUUAUGUCUGGCAUGAGGAAUUUCUUAAAAAUUCAGAUAAGACAGUAAAUACGUCACCUCAGCCAUUGGCAUUCAUUUGCAAUGUAAACAUUGUUGACCUUUCGUCUAGUGAGACCUUUGCUGGAUUUAUUACUGACCAGGGAUACUUGUAUUGUUGGCCAUGGCCAGGAACCAUAACUGGAAGAAAUGAUAUUAAGAUUAACCCUAUUGCAAUAACAUCUGUUGAUGAAUAUGUUCGUAGCUUAUCGUGCGGUUAUAACCAUAUUUCAUGUACAACUGAAAACAAUAACUUAUAUAUUUGGAUCUUUAGUCCUGAAAGCAUUAAAUACAAUGAACUAAAUCCUAAAUCACUUGCAAACCCAAAAACUUUAUGUAAUUGGGAGUUCCCCAUUGAAAAAAUAAAGAGUGGGACAAACCAUGUUUUGGUAUUGCUCUCAAACAAUGAUCUCUAUUGUGUCAAAUUGCCCGAAUACUCAGAGUUUAAAGAAAUUUUUGAUUCUGAAAUAGAAGUUACUAAAGUGAAUAUUCCGGAGAAAAUUAUUGAAAUACAGGCAGGAAAAAACCUCUCUUUAUGCUUAUGUGAAAACAACACUGUUCACUAUUGGUUUUUAAAUAGUGAGGAUGGCUCUCAUUCUGCUAUAAAUCAAAGUUUUACCCAAAAAAUCGAAACCGAUACAAUAUGUCAAAGCCACACUUGUAUUAAUGAAAAAUGCAACUUUAAAAUCGUUACUGCUUCUGUCAUGAAUGAUAUGUCUGCAUUGGGAAUCAUAUUUGACUGUGAAAUUGAGCAAUCAAACGAUUCGAGUAAUUUGAAUUACUUCUCACACAUAUUUAUUUAUAACUUCAAUGAAAAAACUAUUUCAAUGGCUAAAUAUUCUGAUAAUUACAAUUUUUUUAAAUCUUUUCAUUGGUUAUUUGGCCAUAUAUGUGCAGUAUUUUCAGAUGAUACCAUUUGGUUUAGAGAUAAAACCCAGAUUAAUGAGGAAAAAAAUGACAUUAUAAUUCGUCCUAAAGGCGACACAAAGUUAUUUUUUGCAAGUGCAAAUGGAAGAUGUCUAAUUAUAAAUAUUUUACAAAAUAUGUUUGAUAAUAGUCCGACUAGUGAUGCAGGAGAACCUGAAAAAGCCAUUAUUGAAACAGGAAAUGUGGCAGAAAUAAGAGGCGAUAAUAAGAUUGAAUGUUUAGCUGAAGCUCUUAAUGAUGAAAAUAAUACUUUUGCUGAGAACCUGAUUGUAUGCAAUAAAGUUGGUGAAGACAUUAAUCUAAACACUAAUAAAUCAACAUCUAUGAAAACCAUUAGCUCUCCAGAAAUAUCUAAUAGUAUUUUCCCUAGUAACACAACAUUUGAAGCAAGCGAUCGGGAUGGAGAUCAUAUUCAUAAUGAAUCUAGAGAAUAUGCUAUUCUUGAGGAUUUAAAAGCCAACGAUGCUCAGCCAUCUUAUCAGAAACCAACAAUCUCUUCAAUAAUUACUAAAAAGCCUCAAAAACACGCAUUUUUACGUAAAGGUGAAGGAAAGAUGAAAGCUUUGAAGACUACAAAUUCAGAAAAAUCUGAUUCAAAACUGCCAUCCAACUUUCUAAGCAAUAAGCUUGAAAGCAAUAGUACUAAUUCAAUGAGGUCAAAUUCCGUUAAUCUAGCUUUUAAUAAAAAGAAGCUGCAAGAAUAUGAAACUAGAAUUUUCAAUUUGGAAAGUGGAAAUCGAAGAAUGAUUGAUCUUUUGCAGGAAACUAAAAAAAGAUAUUUGGCCGAUGUAAAGGCUCUUUAUAAUCAACUAAAGGAGAAAAGUGAUGAAAAAUUUCCACUCAAAUCAGUAGUUGAACAAUUACAAAAAGAGUUAUUCAUUGAGAGAGAAGAAAAAUCAAAGCUUAAAGAGGACUAUGAGUCGGUGAAGUCACGACUUCAAAAUGAAAUCUGUAACAAAAACAUUAAAAAGGAUUUAUUGAAUACUCAGCUAGUCAUUGAGAGAGAUCGUCUAUUAAAAGAAAAGAAAGACAUUGAAGACCUUUAUCAAGAACUUAAUACUAAGAGCGUGAAUUUAGAAAUUCUUGUAGCUGAACUGAGCUCUAAAUAUAAUCAAUUACAAAAAGAGCAUGAGAAAUUAACAAAUAAGUACAGUGAAAUUGAUCAAAUUCAUACUUCAACUGUUAAUCAAUUAUCCAAAUCGGAGCUGGAGUUAUACGAGCUAAAAAAAGAAUUCGAAUUGAACAAAGCGAAUAAAAAUACAUCUGUAAAUGAAUUGUAUGAAUAUAUAGAUGAGCUAGAGAAUAGUUUAAAAGACAUUAAAGCAAAAAAUGAAGCUUUGUCAAAAAAAACUAAUAACCUGGAAUUACCAAAUUUAACAAGCCAAAAUACUAAGCAAGAAAGUGAAAUUAAAAAUAUAAAAGAAUACCUUAUGAAUAGAAUUAAAAUUUUAAAAGAAAAUAAAUACAAUGAACUAAAACGUCAUGAAUCAACCAAAUUUAAUUCUGAGAUUUGUAUUAUGAUGGAUGAUAUAUUUUGCACCUUUAUUGAAAAAAUUAACGACUCACAAGAAAAGAACAAUUUACUGAAAAAGAAAGUUAACAUUUUAGAGAAAUGUAUCAAAAUGAGAAAAGAUGACGUAAAUAUAUUAGUAGAAAACAAAAAUUAG
Molecule: messenger RNA, 2676 nt
Organism: Cryptosporidium ubiquitum
Lineage: Eukaryota; Apicomplexa; Conoidasida; Eucoccidiorida; Cryptosporidiidae
Exons: 1
Coding region: 1-2676 (891 amino acids)
Source: RefSeq, a predicted model, not a curated record